Molecule: messenger RNA, 730 nt
Organism: Paramuricea clavata
Lineage: Eukaryota; Metazoa; Cnidaria; Anthozoa; Malacalcyonacea; Plexauridae
Source: the annotation of a GenBank genome assembly
AUGAGUGAAAGAGGCAACUUUAGACCAAUUUCUAUCCUGGUUAUUCUCUCAAAAAUCCUUGACAGACAUGUGUUUAAUUCAUAUUUUUUAUAUUUAACUGAGCAUGAAAUUCUAUCCGAUUACCAACAUGGAUUCAGACCUGGCCACUCGUGCGAAACGUCAUUAAACAUGAUUUACGAAUACCUUGUUAACAAUAUUGAUAAUGAAGAAAUUAACGGUGUUUUGAUGCUUGACUUUUCCAAAGCCUUCGAUUUAGUGGAUCAUAAUAUUUUGCUCCAAAAAAUCCACGCGUACGGGGCUACUGACCUAACCCUAAAAUGGUUCGCCUCGUAUCUUGAAGGACGAACUCAACAGGUGCAAAUUAACGAAGUCCUUUCUGAACCUUUAACAAUUAUUACUGGGGUCCCUCAGGGUUCCAUUCUUGGCCCGUUACUAUUCUUAAUAUUUAUCAAUGAUCUUCCAUCUUUUCUUACUACCUCUCAUCCUUCUCUUUUUGCGGAUGACUCGACUCUUUUAGCCCAUGGCUGUGAGCUACCUGAUAUCAAAGCUUCUUUGUCGACUGAUUUGUGUAUUACCUCUAAUUGGGCAAGAAGCAACCAUAUGGCUUUAAAUUUUAGCAAAACCAAAUUCAUGAAAAUUUAUUCAAAGCGUAAGUAUUCACAGCUUGAUUAUGAUAGCAUACUUUAUGAGGAUUUUUGGAUUGAAGAAAUUACUUCUGGCAAACUUUUAG